Molecule: messenger RNA, 8632 nt
Organism: Sapajus apella (tufted capuchin)
Lineage: Eukaryota; Metazoa; Chordata; Mammalia; Primates; Cebidae
Gene: ANK1
Product: ankyrin 1
Exons: 44
Coding region: 366-6080 (1904 amino acids)
Biological process (GO): signal transduction
Molecular function (GO): protein binding
Source: RefSeq, a predicted model, not a curated record
GCCAGCCGGCCGGCACCUGCAGCUGGGGCCGCACCCCGUCCGCGCCCCCGCGUGCACCCCCUCCGCAGGGCUUGGCAGCAGGUGCCUGCUCUCCAGAGAGCGCUUCGCAUUAACUUUCCCAUCUGACAUAAUCAUGGAGAGAAAAUGAAGAGAUCCCAUUAGCGGCUGGCGGGCGGGCGGGAGAGCGCAGGGCCGGGGAGCAUCGAAUCCCUGCCGGGGCCGCGGCCGGGGGGCCCGGGCGAACGGAGGGCGCCUGUAUUUUUAGCCAGAUGCCGCGUAACUUGCUGGCGCUCCCCGCGCCUCCCAGCAGAUAACCGGGAGGGGGAGCGGGAGCCGGGCUCGGAUUUCAGCGCGGGCGCUGGACGAUGGCAGCGCGACAGGGCAGGUCCGGGCCAGACUCUGCGGCUGAUGCUGCUACCAGCUUUCUGAGAGCAGCAAGAUCAGGUAACUUGGACAAAGCUUUGGAUCACCUGCGGAAUGGGGUAGAUAUUAACACCUGUAACCAGAAUGGGUUGAAUGGCUUGCAUCUGGCCUCUAAGGAAGGCCAUGUGAAAAUGGUGGUUGAACUUCUGCACAAAGAAAUCAUUCUAGAAACAACAACCAAGAAGGGGAACACGGCCCUGCACAUUGCGGCCCUGGCCGGGCAGGAUGAGGUGGUCCGGGAGCUGGUCAACUAUGGAGCCAAUGUCAAUGCCCAGUCGCAGAAAGGUUUUACACCCCUGUACAUGGCAGCACAAGAGAACCACUUGGAAGUGGUUAAGUUUUUACUGGAAAAUGGAGCUAACCAGAAUGUAGCCACGGAAGACGGCUUCACGCCUCUGGCGGUGGCCCUGCAGCAGGGCCACGAGAACGUGGUCGCGCACCUCAUCAACUAUGGCACCAAGGGGAAGGUGCGCCUCCCGGCCCUGCACAUCGCGGCCCGCAACGACGACACGCGCACGGCGGCCGUGCUGCUGCAGAACGACCCCAACCCCGACGUGCUUUCCAAGACGGGAUUCACGCCCCUGCACAUCGCAGCGCACUACGAGAACCUCAACGUGGCUCAGUUGCUCCUCAACAGGGGAGCCAGCGUCAAUUUCACACCACAGAAUGGCAUCACGCCACUGCACAUCGCCUCCCGCAGGGGCAACGUGAUCAUGGUGCGGCUGCUGCUGGAUCGGGGGGCCCAGAUAGAAACCAAGACCAAGGACGAAUUGACACCUCUCCACUGUGCAGCUCGAAAUGGGCACGUGCGAAUCUCAGAGAUCCUGCUGGACCAUGGGGCACCAAUCCAAGCCAAAACCAAGAACGGCCUGUCCCCAAUUCACAUGGCGGCUCAGGGAGACCACCUCGACUGUGUCCGACUCCUGUUGCAAUACGACGCAGAGAUAGAUGACAUCACCCUGGACCACCUGACCCCGCUCCAUGUGGCUGCCCACUGUGGACACCACAGGGUGGCCAAGGUCCUUCUGGAUAAAGGGGCCAAGCCCAACUCCAGAGCCCUGAAUGGCUUCACCCCCUUACACAUCGCCUGCAAAAAAAACCACGUCCGUGUCAUGGAGCUGCUGCUGAAGACGGGAGCCUCGAUUGACGCGGUCACCGAGUCUGGCCUGACGCCUCUCCACGUGGCCUCCUUCAUGGGGCACCUUCCCAUCGUGAAGAACCUCCUGCAGCGGGGGGCAUCACCAAACGUCUCCAACGUGAAAGUGGAGACCCCACUACAUAUGGCAGCCAGAGCCGGGCACACGGAAGUGGCCAAAUAUUUACUCCAGAACAAAGCCAAAGUCAAUGCCAAGGCCAAGGAUGACCAGACCCCACUUCACUGUGCAGCUCGCAUUGGCCACACAAACAUGGUGAAGCUCCUGCUGGAAAAUAACGCUAACCCCAACCUGGCCACCACCGCCGGGCACACCCCCCUGCACAUCGCAGCUCGUGAGGGCCAUGUGGAAACUGUCCUGGCCCUUCUGGAAAAGGAAGCAUCCCAGGCCUGCAUGACCAAGAAAGGAUUUACCCCUCUGCACGUGGCGGCCAAGUACGGGAAGGUGCGGGUGGCAGAGCUGCUGCUGGAGCGGGAUGCGCACCCGAAUGCCGCGGGGAAAAAUGGCCUGACCCCCCUGCACGUGGCUGUCCAUCACAACAACCUGGACAUCGUCAAGCUGCUGCUUCCCAGGGGCGGCUCCCCACACAGCCCUGCCUGGAAUGGCUACACCCCUUUGCACAUCGCUGCCAAGCAGAACCAGGUGGAGGUGGCCCGCAGUCUGCUGCAGUAUGGGGGCUCAGCAAAUGCCGAGUCGGUGCAGGGCGUGACGCCACUUCACCUGGCCGCCCAGGAAGGUCACGCAGAGAUGGUGGCUCUGCUGCUCUCCAAACAAGCCAAUGGCAACCUGGGGAACAAGAGUGGACUCACUCCCCUCCAUCUGGUAGCACAAGAAGGCCACGUUCCAGUGGCAGACGUGCUGAUCAAACACGGCGUGACGGUGGACGCCACCACCCGGAUGGGCUACACUCCCCUCCACGUGGCCAGUCAUUACGGAAACAUCAAGCUGGUGAAGUUUCUGCUGCAGCACCAGGCAGAUGUCAAUGCCAAGACCAAGCUAGGAUACAGCCCCCUGCACCAGGCAGCCCAGCAGGGACACACAGACAUCGUGACUCUGCUUCUGAAAAACGGUGCUUCCCCAAACGAGGUCAGCUCGGAUGGAACCACACCUCUGGCCAUAGCCAAGCGCUUGGGUUACAUUUCUGUCACCGACGUACUCAAGGUUGUCACAGAUGAAACCAGUUUCGUGUUAGUCAGUGAUAAGCAUCGGAUGAGUUUCCCUGAGACAGUAGAUGAGAUCCUGGAUGUCUCGGAAGAUGAAGGAACUGCUCAUAUAACUAUAAUGGGGGAGGAACUCAUCGGCUCCAAGGCUGAGAGGCAGGAUUCCAGGGAUGUCGAUGAAGAGAAGGAGCUGCUGGAUUUUGUGCCGAAGCUAGACCAAGUGGUAGAAUCUCCCGCCAUCCCCAGGAUUCCGUGUGUCACGCCCGAGACGGUGGUGAUCAGGUCAGAAGAGCCAGAGCAGGCAUCUAAAGAGUAUGAUGAGGACUCCCUCAUCCCCAGCAGCCCAGCCACUGAGACCUCAGACAACAUCAGCCCAGUGGCCAGCCCAGUGCACACAGGGUUUCUGGUGAGCUUCAUGGUUGAUGCCCGGGGUGGCUCCAUGAGAGGAAGUCGCCACAACGGCCUGCGAGUGGUGAUCCCCCCGCGGACGUGCGCAGCGCCCACCCGCAUCACCUGCCGCCUGGUCAAGCCCCAAAAGCUCAGCACGCCGCCGCCACUGGCUGAGGAGGAGGGCCUGGCCAGCAGGAUCAUCGCACUGGGGCCCACGGGGGCACAGUUCCUGAGCCCUGUGAUCGUGGAGAUCCCGCACUUUGCCUCCCAUGGCCGUGGAGACCGUGAGCUCGUGGUUCUGAGGAGCGAAAACGGCUCUGUGUGGAAGGAGCACAGGAGCCGCUAUGGAGAGAGCUACCUGGAUCAGAUCCUCAAUGGGAUGGAUGAAGAGCUGGGAAGCUUGGAGGAGCUGGAGAAGAAGAGGGUAUGCAGAAUCAUCACCACCGACUUCCCGCUGUACUUCGUGAUCAUGUCGCGGCUCUGCCAGGACUACGAUACCAUCGGCCCCGAAGGCGGCGCCCUGAAGAGCAAGCUGGUGCCCCUGGUGCAGGCGACGUUCCCGGAGAACGCCGUCACCAAGAGAGUGAAGCUGGCUCUGCAGGCCCAGCCUGUCCCAGAUGAGCUUGUCACCAAGCUCCUGGGCAACCAGGCCACAUUCAGCCCCAUUGUCACUGUGGAGCCCCGGCGCCGGAAGUUCCACCGCCCCAUCGGGCUUCGGAUCCCGCUUCCUCCUUCCUGGACUGACAACCCGAGGGACAGCGGGGAGGGAGACACCACCAGCCUGCGCCUGCUCUGCAGCGUCAUUGGUGGAACAGACCAGGCCCAGUGGGAAGACAUAACAGGAACCACCAAGCUUGUGUAUGCCAAUGAGUGCGCCAACUUCACCACCAACGUCUCUGCCAGGUUUUGGCUGUCGGACUGUCCUCGGACCGCUGAGGCUGUGAACUUCGCCACCCUGCUGUACAAAGAGCUCACCGCAGUGCCCUACAUGGCCAAAUUUGUCAUCUUUGCCAAAAUGAAUGACCCCCGAGAGGGGCGCCUGCGCUGCUACUGCAUGACAGAUGACAAGGUGGACAAGACCCUGGAGCAGCAUGAGAACUUUGUGGAGGUGGCCCGGAGCAGGGACAUAGAGGUAUUGGAGGGAAUGUCCCUGUUUGCAGAGCUCUCUGGGAACCUGGUGCCCGUGAAGAAAGCUGCCCAGCAGCGGAGUUUCCACUUCCAGUCAUUUCGGGAGAACCGUCUGGCCAUACCUGUAAAGGUGAGGGACAGCAGUCGAGAGCCAGGAGGGUCCCUGUCGUUUCUGCGCAAGGCGAUGAAGUACGAGGACGCCCAGCACAUUCUCUGCCACCUCAACAUCACCAUGCCCCCCUGCACCAAGGGGAGUGGAGCUGAAGAUAGGAGAAGAACCCUGACCCCCCUGGCCCUGCGAUACAGCAUUCUCAGCGAGUCCACACCAGGUUUUCUCACUGGGACAGACCAGGCGGAGAUGAAGAUGGCUAUUAUUUCGGAGCACCUCGGUCUCAGCUGGGCAGAGCUGGCCCGGGAGCUGCAGUUCAGUGUGGAAGACAUCAACAGGAUCCGAGUGGAAAACCCCAACUCCCUGUUGGAGCAGAGUGUGGCCUUGCUGAACCUCUGGGUCAUCCGUGAAGGCCAAAACGCAAAGAUGGAGAAUCUGUGCUCGGCUCUGCGGAGCAUCGACCGUGGGGAGAUCGUGAACAUGCUGGAGGGCUCCGGCAGACAGAGCCGCAACCUGAAACCGGACCGGCGAUACGCGGACCGCGACUACUCACUGUCACCCUCCCAGAUGAAUGGUUACUCCUCACUGCAGGACGAGCUGCUGUCCCCUGCCUCCCUGGGCUGUGCGCUUUCCUCUCCGCUACGUGCAGACCAGUACUGGAACGAGGUGGCUGUCCUAGAUGCCAUCCCCUUGGCGGCCACGGAGCAUGACACCAUGCUGGAGAUGUCUGACAUGCAGGUGUGGUCUGCGGGCCUCACACCCUCCCUGGUCACUGCUGAGGACUCCUCUCUGGAGUGCAGCAAGGCCGAGGACUCUGACGCCACAGGUCACGAGUGGAAGUUGGAGGGGGCGCUCUCUGAGGAACCGCGGGCCCCCGAGCUGGGCUCUCUGGAACUUGUGGAGGACGACACAGUGGAUUCAGAUGCCACAAAUGGCCUUAUCGAUUUGCUUGAACAGGAGGAAGGUCAGAGGUCAGAAGAGAAGCUGCCAGGUUCUAAGAGGCAGGAUGACGCGACAGGUGCAGGGCAGGACUCAGAGAAUGAAGUGUCUCUUGUUUCAGGCCAGCAGAGGGUGCAAGCCCGAAUCACACACUCCCCCACCGUGAGUCGGGUGACCGAGAGGAGUCAGGACAGACUGCAGGACUGGGAUGCAGACGGCUCCAUUGUCUCAUACCUGCAAGAUGCUGCACAAGGUUCCUGGCGAGAGGAGGUCACACAAGGCCCACACUCAUUCCAGAGAACAAGCACCACGGCCAAAGGGCUGGAGCCCAGCGGGUCUCAGGAGUACGAGAAGGUCCUGGUGUCGGUGAGCAAGCACAUGCGGACACAGCAGCCCAAGGCCGAGAGCUCGCAGGCCGACAGGGACCGGAGGCAGCAAGCCCACGGAGAGCAGGGGAAUGAGCUUCAGAAUAUUCCAGGGGAGCAAGUGACAGAGGAGCAAUUCACGGAUGAGCAGGGCAACAUUGUCACCAAGAAGGUCAUUCGAAAAGUGGUUCGGCAGAUAGACACGUCCAGCGCUGAAGCCGCCCAGGAGUACGAGGAGGUGAUUGUCGAGGGGCCCCUGGAGGAUCCCAGUGAGCUGGAGGUUGAUGUUGAUUCCUUUAUGAAACACGCUAAGGUGGAGCUGAGAGGGAGUGGCCUACAGCCGGACCUGAUAGAGGGCAGGAAGGGGGCACAGAUAGUGAAGCGGGCCAGCCUGAAAAGGGGGAAACAGUGACCCUGAGCCGCUCUCCUUGGAGUAGCCUCUCGGGAGGAUCACACCUCGACACCCAACCCCUGAAUCCCACACACUCUGCCAUGCACACUGGAGGAGAGCUGGACCUGAGGGCCACCGCAGCGGUGCACACGUUCCUCUGGGCUGACGGCAUGACCUCUGUAAGGGACUCCCGCUAGUCCCCUCUUCGCAUGAACGACUGACUGUAGACGCAUGACCUCUGGGCUUCAAUCCUGCCUCUAGCAAUGACAGCUGAUCUGUCGGAAUCAGGACACAAAAGCAGCGAGAAGCGGGGAGAGAGAGGGAUAGAAAACAAGCGUGGGAGAGCGUGCGAACGCGAAAGUGAAUGAGGGCUUUUUGUGACUGGGGAUGGGUUUUGGUUUUGGAGGUGUUUUUUUUUAAUUGUUUUAAUUUUGACUACAUACAGGGUACUUUUUUCCAACCUCAUCUGUCAGAAAUCCAUGUGGGCUUCCUAAAAGAAAAAAAAAGAAAACUAGGCAUGAAAUCAGUUUAGCACCUUAAUCUUAAGCGAUGCCCUUGUCUGCCCACCCUCCCCAACCCACACACCUCCCUUCCACUUGUGACACCCCCUCCACUCCCUGGCGAGGCUCCUCCCAGAUCGCUUUACAUGACAUUCAGGACGUGUGUGCGCUCACGCGCACACACACACACACACACACCACUCGCCUCCACUGACUCUACACACAGAUUUUACUGUGACAUCCGAAGCUGUACAGACUCUGCUGUGGAUAAACUGGAAUUUUUUAUGUUGUCUUUUUCUCUCUCUGCCAAUUUCAGUACGAAUUAUCUUCCAAUGGAAAAUCAUUACCUUGAGAGUGCAUUCGGGGUUCCUUGUGUUAGGGACUUAAGAAUCCGAGGCGAGGACCCCCAGGCUUAGCCAUAGGGCUCAAAGGGAGUCAGGGCCCCAUCUGAAAGGGUCUCCUCUCAGCUGGGGAUGGGCCGGUGGCUGACCCAGGAUUGCACCAGCACGUCCAUAGAGAAGAGGUUUUCUAUAUCUUCAAGCACUAUAUCAUAGUCUGUGUUCAAAGUGUAAACUGUACAGUAAUCAGCCUUGUGUAUAUGAAAAACAAUAAAUACUAUGCAAAUCAAUAGAAACAUUUAGCAGUACGUACAGAGCCUGACAGCGCAGCUCCUGAGGACUUCUGCAGCGGCAGAAGAAGGAGCUACGCCUGUCUUUCAGUGAAAGAGGAAGCAAGGGAGUAGGGCUAGUGAAUGUACUUGCCAGGUCUCAGAAGUCAGGACCACCCAAGGUCUUCCAGAGUGAACUUGGUGCUCUAAGUCCAGACAGCCCGCAGGCUGGGGACCCUGGGUGCAGGUGCCAGGCCUGAGGCAGGACAGCCUCGGUGCCUCCCCUCUGCCCAGCCCCUGUGGCCUCUUGGAGAGGCAAGCCAGGGGUGCUCCCGGACCAUGUGGCCAGUGGGAGCAGGGGCGGGGGCGGAGGCGGAGAGCCUGGACGCCCAGAGGCAGGAGCCAGGCUCUGGGUCAGGGUAGGAAGGAGACAGACAGCUGGCAGUUCCUCGCCUCGGUGCCAUCAGGGAGGAGCCUUAAGUUCCACUACAGCCUCCGGCCCAGGGAGGCCCGAAUCAGCACAAUCCCGGCCCCGCCCUCGCGGCGGGCGCCCCCCAGGCCAGAAGAGAGACAGCUGGCUCCUCUCGCCCCGGGAGCGGCGGUGUGGACGGCCCGGCCCCGUCCGCCCCGCCACUCUGCGGGGGUGUCCUGGGGACACACUUAAAACUUCCAAGUAGCACAGAAGCCCCCUCCACGUCAGAGGGCCCCUGGCCGCGGGGCCUGUGAGCGGAGAGGGUCCCUGCACCCCCGAGUUCGCCCCGGUGCUCCCCAGGCCUAGUGGGCCCCGGGGCAGACGAGGUGUCUUGCCGGCAGGGGGCGGGGCUGCUUUUGCUUCCUUAGAGGGGCGGGCAGGGAGAGGAAGCUCUAGCUCCGGGCCUCAGUUUCCCCGAGGCUGCGUCGGAGGAGCUACCAGGCGAGCCCGGGAGCCGCCGCUGCCGCCAGAGGCCACCCCGGCUCGGCCUCCAGGGUGCAAGGCGCCCCCGAUCCCCCAACCAUGGAGGCCGCGCGGCGCGGCUGGGACCGAUUAGGUGACAGCCCAAGGAAGCUGGGCGCAGGGCUCGCCUCCCCCGCCUCGAUCCUGCACCUUCCUCUCCCAGGUCGCCGCUGCAGCCUACCCAGUAGCCCCCUUAGCGCCCCGCGCCCCCCUACCCCGCGGCUCCAGGCUCCGCUUUGGCACCUCUGCUCCGGCUGGCAUGGCUGCGCGCUCCGGCUGCUGUAAGAGCUGUUAGGGAGGAGUUUGGGGUCUCCACACGAUGCCUAGAGAAUGCUGCAGUCUGCACAUUAGACGCUUUUUAGAAGUUUUGAAAUUACCUUGAUUUUUUUAAUUGUUAUGAAAAUGGAUCUUUUCUUGACUCUCCCACAUGCUCUGUUAUGGGAGAGAAUCCCCCACCCCACUCUGAUGUAUAGACCAUUCUCCCUACACCAGCCGAACCAAUGUCAAAAUUAAUAAAGAAAUGGACUAAUGG